UUGAUUAUUUGCGUCAGGUAUGCUUGAGACAACACCUGUUUUUAUAUUUGUGCUGUUGUGAGGGAUUCUAUUCAGGGGAUUGAGUAAUUUUGAAACAGGAGAAGUCGUUAUAAGUUGCAUUUUCAGUUGAAUUUGGGGAAACCACUUGAAGCAUUUGUUGUGUUGAACUUUUUCAAUUACUUUUGUUUGAUUUGUUCAUUGCAAACAGCUGAAAAUCUGCAAAUUUUGACAAUAAACCUGAUUUGCAAUGAGGGUUGAAUAAUUUUAAUUGCAACUGUGUACUAAAAGGAUUUGUUUUAAAUAAAUCACGUAGAUGUAACUCAACAGUUUCCAUACAGCAUCAACCUUUUCACUUUCUGUUUGAUCAGUUCCACAACUGGCUUAACCUGAUCUAACUAGAAUUUACAUUUAUGGCAUUUAUCAGCUGCUCUGUAGAAUGACUUGGAGACUCAUGUUUUAUAGUCUCCGUCAAAAAAAAAUCUAGUAAAAAUGCUAGUAAAAUUGUCAGGGUCUAUUAAGCUGAAUCCUGUUAGAGAGGAGUACCAGUAGGUAAAUUUAUGGAGUCAGGUUAUUGAAUUUCUUCCCUUCCAAGCUCUCUGUUGCUUUAUUUUGCUUAGUUCUUGGCUCUUGGUGAAUUCUUGGCGCAGUAUUUUGGCUACCACUUCACUGCAGACGAAAGUGGUAAAGCAUCUGAGUUCAGUAAGAAUGGAAAAUCUUAAAGUUCCUGUUUUAUCCCAUCCUGUACAUUACAUUACAUGGCAUUAUGUAAUGGAUCAUUUGACUACAACUGACUUUUCAGAUGAGAGUCCAAGACUGUAAUGUUGCACUUUUUGGACAAUUUGUAUACAAAAAAAGAAAGCUAAAUUUAAUUUAUCACUUUAGUUUUGCUCUGUAGAAUGUCUUCUAAUAACGUGAAUGAGUAAUAACUAUACAGAGAACUCGAUGGUUUGACAGUUUCCCACAUCAAAGGGAGAUACGUGUUGAUACGUGUUGAUGUUUGGUUUCAUGCAGCAUGCAAUUAAACAAAGGUUUGUAGAGAUGAAAAAUUUAGGGUUGAAACUCUUUAAAAACAAAGAUGAUCACAUUAUGGUUGAUCAGAAAUAUGGCACAAGAAAAAGGUAUUCAAACUUCUGUGUGUAGUGCAUGGGUAAAUUGCAAAAAUGACUCAAACAUAAAGAUCAGUGGGCCAGCACUAGAUUUAAAAAAAAAAUUUUUUUUAAAGCAUUUACUUUUUUGUUUUGUUUGCCAGUCCAAAAACAGAACAUGUGACAUUUCUGCAGCACUAAAGCUCUGUCCUUUGGCUCAGUUUGCAGUUUGAGGUUCAGUUUAGCAGCUCAUAUUGACACGAUCUACACUCCCAUCCUCAGGGCACAAGGGCUCGCUGAAUGGUUUUAUGAGGAUGAAAAUGCUGUAGAUCAUAUGCUGUGGCAUUAAUAAUGAGCAGAUUUUAACCCCAUUAAACACCUUUGUGAGAUUUUGGAGCGACGUGUUAGACAGUGUUCCCAAACAUCAUUUAAAACACCAGUUGAUCUUUUGGUAGAUGUUUUAUACUGUUUAUACUUCCACAUUUGUUUAUAUUAUCUAAUAUACUGUUAUUAAUAUGAUUGUGCUGUACAAGCUGUCUACUCAGUAAAACGUAGCUUUAUGCAGCCUUAAUCCCAAACUUGAUUAAUCUCUUUUAAUCUUGGACAUUCAUUCUUCAUGCAGGUCGACCAGUUUUUAGAAUAAUCCAAGUGACCAAGUUAGUUAUGGUGGAGCUGAAUGUGCCAAUAUACUGGUUAAAAAUGAAAGGCUCAAAACAUCCCUUUGAAUGAAACUCUCUUCCCAUGCAGGAGUUCUUCUCUGCUAUCAGGUCUUGGGAAGAUUUAGAGAAGCCUCAGCAUUGAUUUGGUACAGGGCCAGCAGGUCUACGGUUAAUGUCUCUUUGGCAACAAAACCACAAAACUUUGGUUUCUUGUUGAUUGACCCAUCUGCCACAGCACAGGUUUCUGUUCAUGUGCCUACACACACAGUGACACAAUUACAGACUCUGCUGAUGUUAGAAGCAGGUUUGCAGAUUUAGAAGAUUGGUCAGAUUCAUGUGUUUUGGUAAAUUCACCUGUGCCUGUUCAAGUACAUUGCUUGUUCUUGGGAAACUCAGAGAUUGUGAUGCUGUAAGACCCCUAAAUGAGAAUUUGAAAAAGCCUCCAGUUCUUGCAACUGAAAAACAACAUAAGUAGGUUACAGAAUGACAAAAGCUGUCACAGUCUGUGCUGAGACAUUGAAACAAUUUGAUGAUUGCACUAGUUGGCUACCAAAUAGCAAUCUGUUUACACAUUAGUCAGUGACCUGUUCUCAACCUUUCUUCAGUGGAUAACCUCACCUAGAUACUGUUGAUUGGUGCAUAAAAUUAUUGCUAUAGUCAUAAAGACUGUCCUGUGCUCACCACAGAACUUCACAAUAUGUUAGAAUAAUAAUGAUUCAAAAUCCCACUAUCCAGCUGGGUUCCCUUUCACAGUUUCUCUCAAGGUUUCUUUUUCCUUCCUAUUGUGGCCUCUGACUUGCUUAAAUCUGCUUUGUUACAAUGUCACAUUUUUUAAUAGUAUAGAAAUGGAAUUGAAGAAAAGGGUAAAACAGCCAUUGUACAUGCUGUGCUUUAGUUUAACUGGUUUACAGGAGAUGGCACCAUCUCUCCAGUCAGUUUAUGAGUAACACGUGUACACCUGCAAUUAUCCAAUCAGCCAAUCAUGUGACAGCAGGGCAGUGCAUAAAAUCAUACGUAUACAGGUCAAGCGCUCUAGUUAAUGUUUACAUCAAACAUCAGAACAUGGAACUUAAAAACAAUAUAAGUACUUUCUAGUGCAAUCAUCAAAUUGUUUCAAAGUCCCAGCACAGACUGUGACAGCUUUUGUCAUUCUGUAACAACACAUUGAUAUCAGUGACUGUGUCAUGGUUGUUGGUGCCAAUGGUUUGAGUAAUUCAGAAACAGUCUCUAGAAUAUGGGUGGGCAAUCUUAUCCGGAAAGGGCCGGUGGGGGUGUAGGUUUUCAUUCCAACCAGUCAGGAGCCACACCUGAUUCCACCUGUUUACUCAGUUGAUCUUGGCUUUCAAUUGAUUCAAGUGUGGUUUCUGCUUGGUUGGAAUGAAAACCUGCACCCACACCGGCCCUUUAGAUAAGAUUGUUCACCCCCGCUCUAGAACGUAGACAGAAUAGUGGUAAAAACAGCAAACAAAAAACAUUCAGUAACUGACAGUUCUGCAGGCGUGAAUGCCUUGUUGAUGAGAACGCACUCUACAACUGUGGUGAGCAGAAAAACAACUCAGAAUGCACAUCGAACAUUGAGGUGGAUGGGCUACAACAGGAAAAAGACCACACCCGAUUCCAGUUCUGUCAGCCAAGAACACUAAUCUGAGGCAACGGUGUACCGAGGUUGAUUAAAACUGGACAUGUGAAAAUGGGGGGAAAUAUUGCUUGGUCCAAUGAGCUUGAAUUUCUGCAGAUGUCAGCAGCAUUAAUCCUUGGCCCCAAUUUGCCUUGUAUCAACAGUUCAGGCUGGUGGUGGAGGUGAAGUUAUGGUGUGGGGAAUGCUUUCUUGGCACACACUAGGCCCCUUAAUACCAGUUGAGCAUCGUUUGAAUGCCACAGCCUAUUUGACUAUAGUUGCUGACCAUGUGCAUUUGUUUAUGGUCACAGUUUACCCAUCUUAUAAUGGCUACUUCCUGCAUGAUAAAACACAAGUCAUCUCAAACUGGUUCCAUGAACAUGACAAUAAGUUCAGUGUACUUUAAGGGUUGCCCCUGUCACCAGGUCGGAAUCCAAUGCAGAUUCGCAGCAUGAAUGUGCCGCUGACAAAUGUGAGGCUCAACAUGGGUCUGAAUCUCAAAGGAAUGUUUCCAGUAUCACAUGGAGUUUUUCCCAUGAAUAAUUGAGGCUGUUUUGAGUGUAAAGUGAGGUCCUGCUCAGUAUUUGUUAGCUGUUAGCUAAAAAUUGGCUGGUGAGUGUGUAAACAACUGCAUAUUAUUGCGCAUAUCAAAUCAAAAUCGAUAUUACUACAUUCUACAGUGCAGCUCAAUUCCCGGUAACACACAAAUAAACACAUAGAUAUGACCGCUUGUGCACCCGUUGUGUGGUCUCUCAGUGCAUAUGCUGAUUCUCAGAAAGCUGCAGGAAGAAAGGUAGCAGAGUUUGUCUGUAUUUAGGUGUGGGUGUAUGUGGGAGUGUACAGUGUUUUUGUUUUUUACUACGCCUAUCGGUUUGAUUUUAUGCUUAUUUACCAGGUAUUUCUGUGCUUUUUUUUGGAUUAAUGUAGAAUUUUGACGAGGCAUUACCAUUGAAGCAUGCUUUGCUUAACACGCAUUUGCAGGUGGGCAUGCAACACACACACACAGACACAUAUUCAAAGAUGAGACUGUGACUCAGGAAGUAAAGACUGAGACCGUUAAAGGUAGAGCGUGGUUAAACUGAGCUGUUUUUCUUCCUUGCCAUGUUGAUCAGCGAUUGUUGUUUAUCUUCUUUCAGCAUCCACACACUGGUCUACUCCAUUGAUUUCUGAAGUGGAUGCCGAAAUGCUGACUUGCCUUUUAUGGCCAGAUAUAUGGUUUAAGAGCUAGCAAUCUCAGCACUAGGAGGUCAGUUUGGGUAGAAAAAUAGCAGGCCGCGUGUGGAACAGCGCUUCUGAAACAGACAUGGAGGGUUGCUACGACCACAAGAGGUUAAUCUCCAUGCACAACUAGCCAUCUAGCCCUUUUUGCUGAAUCAGUAGAUAUUAACAGGACAGAGUAUCCUCUCCGUCACCUAAAGUCAUAAAGACGUUUCGAUGCAAAACCCAGCUGAUUUGCUCCUACAAUGAGUGCAGCUUGCAUGUAAUUACCGAGCUGAAAAUAAAGUGUGAACCUGCUACGUCUUCCAUUUCCAUUUCGUUUCUACCUCCUUCUGAUGUGGAGGUCAUGGAGGCUAGGUUCGGUUUGGGCUGAGGCAUCUUCCUUUCUUCUCCCCUCGAGAGAGGGGUAGGAGAUUGGUUGCUGCCUGGUUUAUAGGAAACAGCCACAUUGCUUGUUAAGCAAACUGUACAGACAACGCAAAGGACUAUCUAUACGGAGAUGAAGUCGUGCCAGACGCGGAAGGGAGAGACGAUAAAGGAAGCCAUGUCACAGGAGGAAGGGUCAAGGACGCAUUCCACACAGACCUACUACCAUCAUACCUCUCUAGCAGACAGCGACCUAUCACCAAAGCUCUACAAGCAGGAGGGAGUGUCCAAGCCCUAUUCGGUGCUGGUGGACAACAAGAUGCCCACCAAAGCGCUGGCUCCUGACCUCGAACCCAGUCCGGCUCCUCUUCAGCAUUACUACAAAGAAGCUUCUGGAACCGCUGGAGCCGAGGGAGGGGUGAAGACCAAAAAUGACGGGACGUCUGAUGACACAGAGGAGGAAGAAGAAGAAGAAGAAGAAGAGGCGGAGGAGUUCAAGCGAGCACAGAUCAUUGUUGAGGUGAACCUGAACAAUCAGACCUUGCACGUUUCCAAAGGAGACAAGAGCAUCCCUGCAGGAGAGGUGAAAAGUGACAGCGAAGAGGAAGAAGAGGAAGAGGAGGAUGAGGAAGAAGAAGAGGAGGAGGAGGAGGAAGAUGAGGAAGACGAUAGUAUAGAAGAGGAGAGUGUCGAGGAGGACCCUGACGAUGAGGAGGAAGAGGAAAACGAGACCCGGAGGACGAGAUCCAAGCGGGCACGCACAAAGAGUCACCACGUCACUGCAGCUACAGGCUCCAUUGGAGUAACCACAAGGGGGCGGAGAAAGAGCGCUGAAGCCCCGCCUCAGAAGCGCAGGUCGGCGCGGGAUGGAAGGAGCUCUGGUCCAUCUGCUUCAGGAGGAGGGAGGGAGGGUGAGGAGCGUGGAACACUGGCGUGUGAGAAAUGCCCACGCGUGUUCAACACCCGCUGGUACCUGGAGAAGCACAUGAACGUCACACACCGGCGCAUGCAGAUCUGCGACAAGUGCGGCAAGAAGUUCGUGCUAGAGAGCGAGCUGGCCCUGCACCAGCAGACUGACUGCGAGAAGAACAUCCAGUGUGUGUCAUGUAAUAAAUCUUUCAAAAAGCUCUGGUCGCUUCACGAGCACAUUAAGAUUGUCCAUGGCUAUGCCGAGAAGAAAUUCGCCUGUGAGAUAUGUGAGAAGAAGUUCUACACAAUGGCUCAUGUUCGCAAGCACAUGGUCGCUCACACUAAGGACAUGCCGUUUACAUGUGAAACCUGUGGAAAGUCCUUUAAGCGCAGCAUGUCCCUAAAGGUGCACUCACUUCAGCAUUCAGGAGAGAAGCCUUUCCGUUGUGAGAAUUGUGAUGAGCGUUUCCAGUAUAAGUAUCAGCUGCGGUCUCACAUGAGCAUCCACAUUGGACACAAGCAGUUCAUGUGCCAGUGGUGUGGCAAAGACUUCAACAUGAAGCAGUAUUUUGAUGAGCAUAUGAAAACACACACAGGUGAGAAGCCAUUCAUCUGUGAAAUCUGUGGGAAGAGUUUCACCAGUCGACCCAACAUGAAGCGUCACCGGCGCACACACACCGGAGAGAAGCCUUACCCGUGCGAAGUGUGCGGUCAGCGCUUUCGCUUCUCCAACAUGCUCAAGGCGCACCGAGAGAAGUGCUUCCGGGUCACGAGCCCCAUGACCCAACAGCCUGCCAGCAUGCCCAUCUCUGUUCAUCUCACUGGCCACACCCCUUCUCCUUCUGGCCACACCUCCAGCCCACCACUACCCUCUCAAGGCACAUCCACUGCAGCAGCCGUGGGCCCAGGAAUGAUUGCUUCCGGAAUCAUCGGACAUGGUUUUUCCCAUUUGCACAUGCAGGCCACGCCCACGCAGCACCACCAAACCCAUUUGCAUCACCCUGGGCAUGCUCCUAUGACGAGCCACGCCUCUCCGCACCAGUCCGUGCCGUCCUCUCUCCUGCCGUCUCCCCCUGCGCUAUUUAAAAGUGAGCCGAUCAACCACUGCGCCCAUGAGGACGUGUACCUGAGGCCAGGCUCCACACAGCAGCACUAAAAAUAACCACACAGAUCCGCCAGCUGUUCACUCACACACACAGAUAGUGUGUUCAGGGGUGUAUGAGGGAAGCUCAGCAAAACAUUUGUGUGUGUGUGUGUGUGUGUGUGUGUGUGUGUUUGUGUUAGAGAGAAGCAUAUAUGUAAGUGCUGAUUGUGCAUUUCAUUGCUGGGAAGCGAUCAUGUGAUCAGAGAGGAUGUUAAAGGCUGGUGACCUCCGUGAACUUUCUCUCAAGUAAUUAUAAGCAUUAUUUUACACCUCAUAUACUGAUAAGGAAAAAUUCCACUUGCAUCAUAAUGAUGAAAACACGCCACUGUGUGUGAGCCAGCACACCUUCAGUCUCUUUCCUUUCCCUCUCUCUCUCUCUCUCUAUCUCUCUCUCACUCUCUCUGUCUCACAUUCUGUAUGUUUCUUUAUCCCUCUCUCACUUUCUCUCUAUCUUUCUCCCCUCACUUUCUAUCUGUUCCUCGCUCCCUGAGUGUCUCUCCUCUCUCUCAUCUCUCUUGUCUCCCUCACUGUCUCACUCUCUUACCCACAUUCUUUAUACCCCUUUUCCCCCUCUGUCUUUCUUGCUGUCUGACUGUUUUGCCCUCCCUUGUUUUAUCCUCUCUCUCUUUCUCUCUCUUUCUCAUGCUCUUUCUCUCUGGCUGUCUCUAUUUAUCCACCUAUCUCAGUCUCACACAUUCUGUGUCAGUUUCUUUGUCCCUCUGUCACUUUCUCUCUAUGUCUCUCUCAUCUUUUUGUCUAUCGUCUCUCUCUGUCUCACUCUCCAUCUUUUUGUCUCUCAUAACGUAUCCAGCUGCUGCUGCCAGGUUCUACGGGUUCAACACAAUUACUUGUAAAAGCUCUAAAUUCACUUUUGAAUAAUGCAGUUUAGCCUUCUCUAUAUGGAAGUACACAUUUGACAUAAACACUUGUAUGUGUGUGUGUGUGUGUGUGUGUGUGUGUGUGUGUAUGUCUAGAAACUUACACAUGCAGACUUUUAGGCACUUAAACUCAUAGAUAAUGUAACGCACUCAUAUACUUUUUUCAUGGUCAUCAGAUUUAUUGUGCGUUAUUGAAACCUUUUUUUUUUUUUGGGUGCUGAUGGCUUUGGGGAGUGUUCUGGAUGAGGACUCGUGGAUGUAUUCAGGCAAAACUUUUUAGGGGAAAAGAGACUGUUAAGAAAUGAUGUCGUGUCAUAAAAGACUUUUAAAAAAACAUAAUUCAUUAAUUAUGUUCUGUAUCAUCUAACCCACUUACCACAUAUUCUUAUUUGUAAACAUUACUGUUUUUAAGAGGAAUUUUUAUGUGCGUGUGCAUUAAUGGGCUUAAAAAAAAAGAGGUUUAUUUGUAUUUGUUUAUUCAGAUGAAUGUGGGCGCUAUGGGUGCCAUAGCGUGCGGCAGUGAGUGUGUGAGUGUGUACUUGUUCUGAUUGUCAUUACACCUCGGGAGGUGCUGCAUUGAAAGCUGCUUCUCUGUCUUUUAUGUGACUAUCCAUCGUGUGUGUGUAUGGGUGUGUGUGUGUGUGUGUGUGUGUGUGUGUGUGUGUGUGUGUGUGUGUGUGCCCAUUUUUAAAGUCUAUUUUGUUUCUGUUCUCUGCACUUUACUGCUGCAUUACAGAUUUGAGCUGAAACUGACAAGACUUUGUUAAUUAUGUCUAGCAAGUGAGAGUGUGUUCGUGUUCGUGUGUGAGAUGGUCAGCUUUUGGAAAAGGAGGAGAAUCACAUCUAAAGAUGGACCUCGAUUUUAACUUUCGCAGAACUUCAUUUAUUUUAUACUUUAAUUGAUUUCUUUUUCUUACUGUAGAGACAGGGUAGAGAUGUUUCAGUCAUGUCUAACUUUUCUGUUUACUGAUUGUCCUCCUUUUCUUACGGUUGAUAGAAUGCACUUUCUACGUAAACCUUUCUAGUUAAGAAAUAUGAAGCCCAUGUUUAAUGUAUACUCUGGAGUGAUUUAAAGCAGAGGAAUGAACCCUUCUCUGUUUCUACCACUCGAGUGUAGCAGCGCGUGAUUGCAUCACUGUAUGGUACUCAGAUGCGUGGCUUUGCCAACUUCCAAUGGCUUUUUUUUUGUUGUUGUUUUUUUUUUUGUUGUUUUUUUUUGUUUGUUUUUUUGGGGGGAUUGUGUAUGAGAACAGACGACAGACAUGUAUUACAGGCCUUUUUUUAUAAUGCUCAUUUAACAUACUUUCUGAUAACUUUAGGAAGUAAAGAAAUAAUAAUAAGUAGCCACAUUUGUAACCUUAUUAGUCAUCAUUUCUAAUAUUUUUUUUUUUAAUGAAAUGUGAAGUUUGUCUUAUGUUCAGGGUGUGUGUGUUUUUAUAAUCAAUCCAGCUCCUGUUUUUGACCCUUUGACCCUUUUCUGUCUAGUCCACAGAAUCACAGCUGUUCCACAUGAUUGUGUUGAGGUUAAAAGAGUGAUUAGAUUACAGAAGUGUUAGCGAAAAUAAGAUCACUUCCUUCAGGGAAUGUUCACUUUGACAAAUCACAAUGUUCUGAGAAUACGCAAUCCCUGAUACUUUGAAUGAUCAAAGGCCAACAAACCCAUACCUCAGGUAAGUGAAGAACAGUAUUAUAAUUCUGCAGUGUGAUAAAGGUAUCUGUGGUUGUUGACAAGUUUAAGCAUCGUUCGCACUUUCAGCACUGUUGUGGAUGGACAUACGUACAGCAUUUUAUUGAACUAAACAGAUAUGAAUACAGAUAAGAAUAAGAGGUGCAUUAUUGUUGUUUUCCUUAAAUCUGGUUAACCCAAGAGUGGUGUAUCAGACUGGGACUCCUGUUUAAAUUUUGGGGAAAUAGAAUGAAUAAUAAUUGCAUAAGCAUGAUUAAAAACCAGUAUUGCUCACAGCUAUUGAUAAGAUCAAUUAUGAACCUGAGUGAUGUAGCUGAGGUUGAGGAACUGUCAGAGCCAGAUUCAACACACCAUACUGACAGUGCUGACACAUCUACCUUUUGGGAUUUAUUUCCCCAGUGUUUCCAGGACAGCGUGGUAGGUUCAUAUUUAAAUUCUGAAAAAAAUGUAUUCUGGUUUAGUUCACGCCUAUGUCUGGGUUAAAUACAAAUAAACUUGGAAGCUGUAAUACAUUUACAGAAGUAAUUUUUCAGAACAUUGGUUAUAUGUAUGAACAAAACAUAUAUAUAUUUUUCCCCCAAUUUGUUCACCUGUGAUGUAAAUAUUUUCCUAUCCACCAGCCAGCUCUUGUUUGUCAUACGCCAUAUAACAACCAGGAAGACUGAAGUCUAACAC
Messenger RNA from Ictalurus furcatus (blue catfish), 10239 nucleotides. It is a transcript of the gene znf652, whose product is annotated as zinc finger protein 652. Gene Ontology annotation, biological process: regulation of transcription by RNA polymerase II. Gene Ontology annotation, molecular function: DNA-binding transcription activator activity, RNA polymerase II-specific; RNA polymerase II cis-regulatory region sequence-specific DNA binding. Lineage: Eukaryota; Metazoa; Chordata; Actinopteri; Siluriformes; Ictaluridae. Gene Ontology annotation, cellular component: nucleus. The record is from RefSeq and is a predicted model, not a curated record. The transcript has 7 exons. The coding region runs from base 5080 to 7011 and encodes 643 amino acids.